This is a messenger RNA of Thermochaetoides thermophila DSM 1495, 819 nucleotides long. RefSeq names its product hydrolase-like protein. Gene Ontology annotation, molecular function: hydrolase activity, acting on halide bonds, in C-halide compounds. The transcript has a single exon. Lineage: Eukaryota; Fungi; Ascomycota; Sordariomycetes; Sordariales; Chaetomiaceae. The record is from RefSeq and is a predicted model, not a curated record. Bases 1 to 819 code for a protein of 272 amino acids.
AUGACCUCCAAGUCCCCCCUCUCCGGCAUCAAAGCCCUAACGUUCGAUGUCUUCGGCACAACCGUUUCCUGGCGCGAGGCAGUUGCCAAUGCUUUAGCUGAAGCUGCACGCAACAAACUUGCUUUUCUCAAGUCCCAAGAAAUUACCCCAGAUCCUGAGGUCAUCAAGGGCCUGGAGCGUCUCACAACUCAAAAAGGUUCUGCCGCCCUAGCAGCUCAAUGGCGGGCUUCAUACUCCACAUUCACAAGGGGUUUUAGAAAGGGGGAGAUGGAAUGGAAGACGGUAGAUGAUCACCACCGGGACAGUCUCGCCUCCCUCCUAGCUUCAGAGCCAUGGAAUGUCCUUACCGUCUUCACCCCCUCCGAACUCCAAGACCUAAGUCUCAUCUGGCACCGCCUCCCCGCGCACCCCGACGCACGCCCCGGCCUCCAAGCCCUCAGUUCCCUAGGUCUAACAACAGCAACCCUCACCAACGCAAACCACAUCCUCCUGCACAACCUCAUCACCUUCUCCUCCCUCCCCUUCCAUUAUCUCUUCUGCGCCGAGGACUUCUAUGCCUACAAGCCCUCUCCCGAAGUCUAUCUCGGCGCGUGUAAAGCCAUGGGACUGCAACCGGGGGAAGUAGCUAUGGUCGCGGCACAUCUGGGGGAUUUAGACGCUGCGAGGGGCAUAGGGAUGAAGACGGUUUAUGUGGAACGGGAGGGGGAGGAGGAGUGGGAUGAGCAGAGGAGGCGAGAGGCGAGGGGGUGGGUGGAUUUUUGGGUUGCGGAGGGAGAGGGGGGGUUUGGGAAGGUCGAGAGGGGGAUCAGGGGGGUUUGA